AUGAAGAAGGGUGAGGUGGCCAAAUUCACCAUUGCUCCAGAACACGCCUAUGGUGACACAGGAUCGCCCCCAAAGAUCCCGGCAAAGGCCACACUCAUCUUCGAGGUGGAGCUUCUUGAUUUCACCAACAAGGAGGAUCUCUUUUCAGAUGGAGGCGUCCUCAAGGAGAUGAUCAAGGAAGGUUUGGGCUGGAAGGUGCCCCGGAUGCACACGGAGCUGAAGAUCGCGCUCAAGGUGUGCAGGUUGGAUGGGAGCGUGAUCGAAGACAAGGGGUCGUUUGAGUACACAGUGGGUUCUGAUGUGCUGGGGCCACUUACAAAAGCUGUGGACAAGGCAUUGUUUCGAAUGAAGAAGGGCGAAAGGUGCAAGUUGCACUGCUCGAAGGACUAUGCAUACGCAGAUGCUCAUCCAGAUGGUGUUGUUCUUGAUCUAGCUAUUGAGGAGCUGUACGAAGUCAACGACAUCUCCCUUGCCAAGGACAAGUCGCUGAUGAAGAAACAGAUCAAAGAGGGUGACGGCUAUGAGCGACCAAAGGAGUGUUCCAAAGUGUCAGUGAAAGUGGAGGCUGCUACGGAUGGCUUGGCAACAUUGCCUGGCUUUUGCUCCAAGACUCUUGAGUUCGUGGCUGGCGACGGAGAGGUUUGCGACGCGAUUGAGCUGGCCGUUAUGGACAUGAAGAAGGGAGAAACAGCGGUCCUCACCUCCAUGUCUCCACUUCUCUGUAAGGAGCCACAGCUUGGCUUGGAGCAGAUUGCAGCAGACAAGGUGGUUCUAACUUUGGAGCUCUCCGCCUUCGACAAGGUGAAGGACACUUGGGACAUGUCAGAGGAUGAAAAGGUUGAUUAUGCUUUAGCGCGCAAAGAGGUGGGUGGGAAGCUCUUCAAAGCGGGCCGAUAUCUGCUUGCGAUGGAGCGGUAUAAGAAAGUCGUGGACAUGUUCAGCUACAUUGACAACUAUCAGGCAGAAAACAAGGCAAAAGCAAACGAUUUGAAGAAGGUCUGCAUCCUGAACAGAGCCGCAUGCCAGCUGAAGAGCAAGCUCUUCACAGAUGCCAAAGCCUCCUGCAAUACGGUCCUAAAGGAUGAUUCGACAAACCUGAAGGCCUUGUUCAGACGGGCGCAGGCGGAGCUCGGUCUCAAGAACUUCGGUGACUGCAGCAGAGAUGUGAAGCGCGUGCUGGAGCUGGAUCCACAGAACAAGGAAGCAAGGGCGCUGGCAAAGGAUGCUGCAUCGGGUCAGAAAGAGGAGGACUGCGGAAGUCUCUCUUGUAAAUCUCUGCUUCAAUUCAGCCUUCCCGCACAAGUAUAG
Messenger RNA from Symbiodinium pilosum, 1308 nucleotides. Lineage: Eukaryota; Dinophyceae; Suessiales; Symbiodiniaceae. The record is from the annotation of a GenBank genome assembly.